Messenger RNA from Capsella rubella, 1460 nucleotides. Its product is annotated as probable indole-3-pyruvate monooxygenase YUCCA3. NCBI's taxonomy places the organism in Eukaryota, Viridiplantae, Streptophyta, Magnoliopsida, Brassicales, Brassicaceae. The record is from RefSeq and is a predicted model, not a curated record. The coding region runs from base 97 to 1407 and encodes 436 amino acids. Gene Ontology annotation, molecular function: NADP binding; flavin adenine dinucleotide binding; N,N-dimethylaniline monooxygenase activity. The transcript has 3 exons.
UUUUUUUCCUUUUUCACACAUUCUCAAAAGUUCUUCUCUUUUUCUUCUCAGAAGCAGAACCAGACAAGCAAAUUACUCUAAAGUACUCUGUGAAAGAUGUAUGGAAAUAAUAACAAGAAGUCUAUCAACAUCUCGAGUAUGUUCCAAAACUUCAUCCCCGAAGGCGACAUUUUCUCGCGGCGUUGCAUCUGGGUCAACGGUCCGGUCAUCGUAGGAGCUGGUCCAUCAGGUCUGGCCGUAGCCGCGGGCUUGAAACGUGAAGGAGUACCGUUCAUAAUCCUCGAGCGAGCUAACUGCAUUGCUUCUUUAUGGCAAAACAGAACCUACGAUCGUCUCAAACUCCACCUCCCCAAACAGUUCUGCCAGUUACCAAACUAUCCUUUCCCGGAUGAGUUCCCGGAGUACCCAACCAAGUUUCAGUUUAUUCAGUACCUUGAGGCCUACGCAGCCAACUUCGAUAUCAGCCCUAAGUUUAACGAAACGGUCCAGUCCGCUAAAUACGACGAGACGUUCGGGCUAUGGCGGGUUAAAACCAUUUCGAAGAUGGGGCAGCUCGGUUCUUGCGAGUUUGAGUAUAUCUGCAGGUGGAUUGUGGUGGCUACGGGAGAGAAUGCUGAGAAAGUUGUGCCAGAUUUCGAAGGUCUAGAGGAUUUUGGGGGCGAUGUUCUCCAUGCUGGUGACUAUAAAUCCGGUGGAAGGUACCAAGGGAAAAAGGUUUUGGUCGUGGGAUGUGGAAACUCCGGUAUGGAAGUCUCUCUCGAUCUCUACAACCACGGAGCAAACCCAUCGAUGGUCGUUCGUAGUUCCGUUCAUGUGUUACCAAGAGAGAUAUUUGGGAAAUCAACGUUUGAGUUGGGAGUAACGAUGAUGAAGUAUAUGCCGGUUUGGCUCGCGGACAAGACCUUGCUCCUUCUGGCGAGGAUAGUUUUGGGGAACACCGACAAUUACGGUCUAAAAAGGCCAAAAAUGGGGCCGUUAGAGCUAAAGAACAAGGAAGGGAAAACUCCGGUACUCGACAUCGGAGCAUUGCCUAAAAUAAGAUCGGGAAAGAUCAAAAUCGUCCCCGGAAUCAUAAAGUUCGGAAGAGGAAAAGUCGAGUUAGUCGAUGGCCGUGUUCUUGAGAUUGAUUCCGUUAUUCUAGCUACCGGGUACAGAAGCAACGUCCCUUCAUGGCUUAAGGACAAUGACUUCUUCUCGGAUGAUGGGAUACCAAAGAACCCGUUUCCAAACGGAUGGAAAGGAGAGGCAGGAUUGUAUGCGGUAGGGUUCACGAGAAAAGGGCUGUUCGGUGCGUCGCUGGAUGCGAUGAGUGUGGCUCAUGACAUUGCUAACAGAUGGAAAGAAGAAUCUAAGCAACAGAAGAAAACUGCUGCUGCUCGUCAUCGUCGAUGUAUCUCACAUUUCUAAAUCAUCUUUCAAAUAAAAUACAAUACUAUUAGGAAAUAUUUAUUAUAAUGGAU